AUGUCAGAACCACCUACGCCAGUGCAUGCUGGGCCCAACGAGCAGCUGGAUAUUGAUGACAUCAAGGAGCUGAGCGAUGAGGAUAUCGAAGAGCUGGAUUUGAAGCCGGACAUGGACACUGAUUCGUUAUCUGAAAAGCAUCAAGGGGAGUAUGUACAAGAGAAUGGGGCUGUGAAGCGAGAGCAUAGCAUAUUGUCGAAUGAGGAGCUGUAUGGGGAGGACGAGCGCUCAGAUUUUCAGCCUCGAGUUAACAUCAAUUCACCAUUUUCUUCCUAUGCCAAUCUGCGAGCCCUUGACGAUAGAGCUAGACCUAAGCCGCAGAGACGACUGUCUAUGUCCCAGCAGUCGAAGUUUAUUGCAUAUUGUGAUCAAAAACUCAUGGACAUUCAACGAAAAUUUGUCCAAUCUCGUGGGCUUAACACACAGAAUGGGUACCAAGGCCUGGAGCCCUUGUUACAGGACGUUAAAUGCCUGGUGGACUUCAUAUGGUACUCAUUAGAUGGAUCCCCCAAUACUGAUGUACUAUUAACAGAGGAGCUUCAAUCCGAUGACUCUAUGGGAAUGAAGAUGAACAAUAACAAUAUGGCUAAAGACACUUACUUCGGCCAGUCCUCUUAUCUCAUCAAGAUAGCAGAUGAUUUGCUAGACUACAUAGAAAAAUUUGACUUAAAGUUUUUAUCUGGUGAGGAAUUACACCAAACGUUAUCGAAACUGUUCAAACUACUGUUUAUUCUGGAUAGAAUAUUCUCCAAACUGAUCGACGGUGACAUACCCGGUGGGAAAAGGUUAAAUGGUACAGAAUCCGUAAGAGUUAAUGGUAUUGCUGAGAGGACUAGGAUGAAAUUACCUGUCAUUUUUGAAAGUCAGGAUUUACACGGCUACCAUUUUGAAGUGAGUAAAGUGUACGAAAAUACAUUAGAGAGAUGUUCCAGAUAA
This is a messenger RNA of Nakaseomyces glabratus, 936 nucleotides long. It is a transcript of the gene TFB6, whose product is annotated as TFIIH complex subunit TFB6. Lineage: Eukaryota; Fungi; Ascomycota; Saccharomycetes; Saccharomycetales; Saccharomycetaceae. Gene Ontology annotation, cellular component: transcription factor TFIIH holo complex. The record is from RefSeq and is a predicted model, not a curated record.